AUAAUUUUAAGUUUAAAUCAGAGAUAAAAUGCCAGCCGGAAAAGGAGGCAAAGGAGGUAAAGGUGGUAAAGUAGGCCAGGGAAAAUCUAAGAAGGUCCCAAAGAGUAGAUCUGUGAGAGCAGGAUUGCAGUUCCCAGUUGGAAGAAUCCACAGAAUGCUCAAAAAGAGAGUCAGUGCUACCCAGAGAGUAGGAGCUACUGCUGCAGUUUACUCAUCAGCUAUCUUGGAGUAUCUUACUGCUGAAGUAUUGGAACUCGCUGGAAAUGCUUCUAAAGACUUGAAGGUAAAGAGAAUUACUCCAAGACAUCUCCAAUUGGCCAUCAGAGGAGAUGAAGAGCUUGACUCACUCAUCAAGGCUACUAUUGCUGGUGGUGGUGUGAUCCCACAUAUCCACAAGUCCUUGUUGACUAAGAGUGGAAAGAAAUUCGAUAAUUUCCAAAAGAGACUCUUCUAA
Molecule: messenger RNA, 454 nt
Organism: Moneuplotes crassus
Lineage: Eukaryota; Ciliophora; Spirotrichea; Euplotida; Euplotidae
Source: the annotation of a GenBank genome assembly